Molecule: messenger RNA, 1242 nt
Organism: Postia placenta MAD-698-R-SB12
Lineage: Eukaryota; Fungi; Basidiomycota; Agaricomycetes; Polyporales; Adustoporiaceae
Exons: 7
Coding region: 1-1089 (362 amino acids)
Source: RefSeq, a predicted model, not a curated record
AUGCUUCCGAUAACGUGUCUCUUCUUCGCUUUCUCGUACGGUCUCAGCACCGCUUCUGCUGGAACAGUCAAGCAUGGGGGGAAUUGCUCCGUCAGCAACCAACGUCUAGACUCUGGAACCUAUCAGUUCUACUCGGAGUGCGACGCUGUGACCUACUGUUCUCCUGCCAGCAUCUGCGAACUGAAAGGCUGCAGAAAGGACGUCUUUCCUUUCGGAUAUGCGUCUGGCAGCUCGCUCCCUCCGCUCUGUGGGUCUGGCAGAUUCUGUCCUGAUGAGGGCAGCAUGUGUCUGUCUGUGGCGCCUGUUGGAAGCCCAUGUCAAUUCAAUAGAGAUGAUCAAUGCGAAGGGCCGCCGAAUCACAAAGAACUCGCUGAUCAUACCGGGUUUGGUCUAAACGUGAACGGCUCCGUGUGCCUGAAUAACUCAUGCAUGUGGGCCAAUGCUUCCUUAGGUGACACAUGCGUUGUGCAGAAUACCGCCUUCGCUGCGUUUGGGCACAAUGGCAAGGAAUUUGCGGAUAUAGUGUCACGUGAUAAUUGUCAAGUGGGGCUGUAUUGCGACUCGCAGAAAUUGCAUUGCUUGCAAACCAAGGUCAUUGGUGUGACUUGUAAUGCGGACAAAGAGUGUUCGACGUACAAUUGUCUCGCUUCCGGUAUGUGUGGCCCAAGGACAGACACCCCGACUCAUGUUGCAACUUGGGUAUACGCUCUCGUCGGUGCGGGCUCCUGCGGCGGGAUACUCGCGACACUAAUAGCUUUAUUCUUGUUCCAUAAAAAGGAGCGCGAGGCAGAGCGCGAGAGGCGCAUGUUGUACUGGCAGGAGCAGCACGCACUGCGACAAAAUUUCAUAGAUAUGCAGAAGACUGCGCAGGAUUCUCUCCCAUCGUUCGCAAUCGGGUCGUCAAGAAGCCAGCCGGGUCAAUCGCCGUUCAGGUACUCCUCGUAUGCCGAUUCGCAAACGUCCAUGCUUGGGGGCGGUAUGACAAGGUCUAGUGCCCUGCGAUUCAACGCAAUAGACUCGGAGGAUGUGUCGGGAGGCAGUAGCGACAUUCCCGUCAUGCAACGGGGUGGGAAGCGCUACUCUGGAUAAUCUCUGUGUUCACUAGCGCAGGUUUGGCUUUCUUCUCUUGCCAAUCACACAGCAUUAUCUUGUCGGUUCAACUUUUCCCUAUCCUGUAAUACUGUCGCGUUGUAAGUAGUUAUCAUAGAUUACCGCUACGUUGAAUGAAAAGUAUAAUGAAGU